AUGUCCCCGGGAGGCCAGCUCUGCAGGGCCGUGUUGCUCUCAGUCAUGCUGCUGCUAUUGUGUGUGGAGAGAGUGAAGCCUCAGAAAGAGGGCCCGUACCUCGAGGCAAAGAGUCUGGAGGAGGCGUCCUCCACAGACCAGAAUCAAGCGGAGUAUAAAGAACACUUUUACGCCUUUUCGGACGGGGACAUGUGGCAUCAGGCGGACAUGAUGCAGAGUGUGUCCAAGUCAACUUCCGUCCACACCUACGUCUUCGACCUGGCCUUCUGCUUCAAUCUGGCCAGCAUCGUGGUUUUUUUAUGA
Molecule: messenger RNA, 303 nt
Organism: Sorex fumeus (smoky shrew)
Lineage: Eukaryota; Metazoa; Chordata; Mammalia; Eulipotyphla; Soricidae
Gene: SOFU1
Product: LLLL and CFNLAS motif containing 1
Exons: 2
Coding region: 1-303 (100 amino acids)
Biological process (GO): fusion of sperm to egg plasma membrane involved in single fertilization
Source: RefSeq, a predicted model, not a curated record